Messenger RNA from Orycteropus afer afer, 954 nucleotides. Its product is annotated as olfactory receptor 12D3. The record is from RefSeq and is a predicted model, not a curated record. Gene Ontology annotation, cellular component: membrane. The coding region runs from base 1 to 954 and encodes 317 amino acids. Gene Ontology annotation, biological process: G protein-coupled receptor signaling pathway. Lineage: Eukaryota; Metazoa; Chordata; Mammalia; Tubulidentata; Orycteropodidae. Gene Ontology annotation, molecular function: olfactory receptor activity; G protein-coupled receptor activity. The transcript has a single exon.
AUGGAGAAUGUCACCAUUGUGAAUGAAUUCCUUUUACUUGGUCUGACCAGUGUUCCUGAGUUGCAGCCUUUCUUCUUUGCGGUUUUCUUCAUAAUUUACAUGAUAAAUUUGGUUGGAAAUGGAGCUAUAUUAAUCAUUGUUAUCUUGGAACCCAAACUCCACUCCCCUAUGUAUUUUUUUCUGGGAAACCUUUCCUGUCUGGAUAUUUGUUAUUCUUCAGUGACACUGCCCAAGGUGCUUAUAAACCUCCUUUCCACUAGGAAAACCAUAUCCUUCCUAGGCUGUGUUGCUCAGCUCCACUUCUUCCAUUUUCUGGGAAGCACAGAGGCCAUCAUACUAGCUAUCAUGGCCUUUGACCGAUUUACAGCCAUCUGCUACCCACUGUGCUACAUGGUCAUCAUGAACCCCCAGGUGUGCAUUCUGCUAGCAAGUGUAGCAUGGCUCACUAGUUUCUUUUAUGCCCUGAUGCAUUCAGUCAUGACCGCACGCCUGAACUUUUGCCACUCUCAGAAAGUCAAUCACUUCUUCUGUGAUGCCAAGCCCCUCUUGGAAAUGGCUUGCAACAACACACUACUCAGUCAAUGGCUUCUUUCCAUUGUCACAGGCAGCAUAUCCAUGGGAGCUUUCUUCCUGACUCUUCUCUCCUACUUUUACAUUAUUGCCUUCCUUCUGUUCAAGCACCGGUCCUACAGUGCACUACGCAAGGCUCUGUCCACUUGUGCCUCCCAUUUCAUGGUGGUAUGUCUCUUCUAUGGACCUGUGGGCUUCACUUACAUUCACCCUGCCUCAAUAUCCUCUAUGGUUCAGGACCGAAUGGUGGCCAUCAUAUACACUGCUGUCACUCCAGUGCUGAAUCCACUGAUAUAUACCCUUAGUAAUAAGGAAGUUAUGUUGGCUCUGAAGAAAAUAUUUAGGAGGAAGUUUUUGUUUAAAAACUGCCAGCAGCACCACUAG